UAAUAAUUGUAAACUUUUUUCUACCACAUCGUUAACUCUGGUUAAUGAUGACAUGUUCUCAUUUUUUUGAGAUUUGUGCAUCAGCAGCUAGACAAGAUACUUACAAUAGAGAGUGUACACAAUGCUUUGAUUCGUGGGAUGAUUUACUAGGAGUUGAUAUAUGUCUUUCAUGUUUUAAUACUGGGUGUUUAGAUGAGGAAAAACAUCAUGCACUUAUUCAUUUUCAACGAACACAACAUCCAGUUGUUGUUAACAUUAAAAGAAUAAGAGUAGCUACGGAUCGUCAAGAAAAACCAUUACAAAAACAGGUAAAAUUAGUUAUUCAAGAGGAGACAGGACUAUAUGAUAUUCAAACAUGUGUUAAGUGUUAUAUAUGCAAGAUAUCGAAUAUUAAUGAAGAUUCUGAUGAUUUAGAAAAUAUUAUUAGUUCUAUUAUAUCUUCGCCUUCGGCUGUAGAAAAAAGUGAAAUUAGCUCAUGGGAGCAUGAGCUAACUAGUUGUGAACAUGUUUUUUCAUUACUUCAAGACAACAUGACAGAAGAUUUUAAUCAAUCUUUAUCAUUAUGUGUCGAAUGUGAUUUAAAAGAAAAUUUAUGGUUAUGUUUACAAUGUGGAAAUGUUGGUUGUGGGCGUCGUCAAUUUUUUGAAAACUCUGGAAAUGAACAUGCGUUGCAGCAUUUUGAGAAAACGUUGCAUCCCAUAAGCAUCAAACUUGGAACAAUUGCUCCAGAAGGAAUACCAGACAUAUACUGUUAUCUUUGUAAUGAUGAGAUUCUUGAUCCAAAUAUUGAUAUGCAUUUAAAACAUUGGGGAAUAGAUAUUAAUCAACAUAAAAAAGUUGAAAAAACUUUAGUUGAACUUCAAAUUGAACAAAAUAUGAAAUGGAAUUUUGCAUCUUUUGAUAAUAAUGAAAAUAUAAAAUUUUUAUAUGGGCCUGGUUUUACAGGUCUUAAAAAUUUUGGAAAUACUUGUUAUAUGUCUUCUAUUUUACAAGUAAUAUUUUCUUUUAAAGUAUUUGAAGAACGGUAUAUGUCAUCUUUUCUAAAACAUCCAUUAAAUUGUAGUUUUUUAUCUCCAUCUUUGUGUCUUGAAUGUCAAUUAAACAAAAUUGCAGAUGGACUUAUAUCUGGUCGUUAUUCUAUUCCUAUAAAAGAUAAUAAUUUUUUGGAAGAAAACAAAAAUUAUGAAAAUACAAUCACACCUAUUAUGUUUAAAAUGCUUGUAGGAAAAAAUCAUUCUGAAUUUUCAACUAUGAAACAGCAAGAUUCUUUUGAAUUUUUAUUACAUCUUUCUAAAUUAAUAUCUCAGCAAAGUCGUGCAUCUAAUUCAUUUGAUCCUACUACAGCCUUUCGUUUUCGUCUUGAACAACGGUUACAAUGCCUUUCAUGUAAACGCGUUAGAUAUAGCUCAUAUGAUCAGGAUAACAUUUCUCUUUCUUUUCCUGUAAAAAAAUAUUCCGAUGAUGAAGAUAUUCUUAAGGAAAUUACUUUAGAAGAAUGUCUUGAUUUUUUUACUAGUGAAGAAAAUAUUACAUAUUUUUGUAAAAGUUGUGGGCAAAGAGAAGGUGCUACUCGAAAAAAUUUGUUUUCUACUUUUCCUGAAAUUUUUAUUAUUAAUAUUCAGCGUUUUGAGUUAAUAAAUUGGGUUCCUAAAAAAUUAAAUGUUUCUAUCAUUUUUCCUGAAAAUAUAAUUAAUUUAGAUAAAUAUUUAUUUAAAGGAGCUCAACCAGAUGAAGAUAUAUUACUUGAUGAUCAAGAAAAUGACUCGUUUUAUGAACCAUUAAUUAAUAUGAAAUAUUAUGAGCAAUUGCAAUCUAUGGGAUUUUCUCAAGCACAUUGUAAAAGAGCUCUUAUAGAAACAGGAAAUUCAGAUAUAGAAACAGCGAUGACAUGGAUGUUAUCUAAUCAGGAUUGUUUAAAUAAUAAUGCAUUUGAAUCAGAUAGUUUUGAAAUAAAUGAGGAACAAGUAAAAAUUUUAGAAGAUAUGGGUUUUUCAUCUUCUCAGGCAAAGAAGGCAUUAAAAGAAACUAAUUCGAAUACUGAACGUGCUAUAGAAUGGUUAUUUUCACAUACAAAUGACAGUGAUGAUUUUAAAAUUAAUAAACAAAAUGUUAUCAUGGGUUCUAGUGAACUUCCAAUAUCAUAUAAGUGUCAAGCAAUUGUUUGUCAUAAAGGUGGGAGUGUUCAUGCUGGACAUUACGUAGCUUUUAUAAAAAAACAUAUUUCUAAUAAAGAAGAAUGGGUAUUAUUUAACGACGAAAAGAUAACUCAGGUUAAUGAAAUUAAAGAAGCACAUAAAACUUCAUAUAUAUAUUUUCUUUUAAGAAUUUAA
Messenger RNA from Pneumocystis jirovecii RU7, 2330 nucleotides. Its product is annotated as ubiquitin-specific protease UBP14. Gene Ontology annotation, biological process: protein deubiquitination. NCBI's taxonomy places the organism in Eukaryota, Fungi, Ascomycota, Pneumocystomycetes, Pneumocystales, Pneumocystaceae. The coding region runs from base 45 to 2330 and encodes 761 amino acids. The transcript is spliced from 6 exons. The record is from RefSeq and is a predicted model, not a curated record. Gene Ontology annotation, molecular function: protein binding; cysteine-type deubiquitinase activity; zinc ion binding.